This is a messenger RNA of Ictidomys tridecemlineatus (thirteen-lined ground squirrel), 1339 nucleotides long. Lineage: Eukaryota; Metazoa; Chordata; Mammalia; Rodentia; Sciuridae. The record is from RefSeq and is a predicted model, not a curated record.
CAUUUCUGUUCAUAGGUUGUCAUAGAAUUUUCUCUUCACCACUCAAUCGUAUCUACUUACACAAGCAGUCAAGCAGUCAACAAAGAAGAAAUUUCUUUUUUCGAAGACAAAGAGAUAUUUCACACAGUAUAGUUGUGCCGGCUGCAGUUUCUCCAGCGCAUCCAGUUCCUAAGCACAUAAAGAAGCCAGACUAUGUGACGACAGGCAUUGUACCCGACUGGGGAGACAGCAUAGAAGUUAAGAAUGAAGAUCAGAUUCAAGGGCUUCAUCAGGCUUGUCAGCUUGCCCGUCGUGUCCUCCUCCUGGCUGGGAAGAGUUUAAAGGUUGACAUGACAACUGAAGAGAUAGAUGCUCUUGUUCAUCAGGAAAUCAUCAGUCAUGACGCCUAUCCCUCACCUCUAGGCUAUGGAGGCUUUCCAAAAUCUGUUUGUACCUCUGUAAACAACGUACUCUGUCAUGGUAUUCCUGACAGUCGACCUCUUCAGGAUGGAGAUAUUAUCAACAUUGAUGUCACGGUCUAUUACAAUGGCUUCCAUGGAGACACCUCUGAAACAUUUUUGGUGGGCAAGGUGGAUGAAUGUGGUAAAAAGUUAGUGGAGGUUGCCAGGAGAUGUAGAGAUGAAGCAAUUGCAGCUUGCAGAGCGGGGGCCCCCUUCUCUGUAAUUGGAAAUACAAUCAGCCGCAUAACUCGUCAGAAUGGUUUGCAAGUCUGUCCACAUUUCGUGGGACAUGGAAUAGGAUCUUACUUUCAUGGACAUCCAGAAAUUUGGCAUCAUGAGAAUGACAAUGACCUUCCCAUGGAGGAGGGCAUGGCCUUCACCAUAGAGCCAAUCAUCACCGAGGGAUCCCCUGAAUUUAAAGUCCUGGAGGAUGCAUGGACUGUGGUCUCCAUAGACAAUCAAAGGUCCGCCCAGUUCGAGCACACAGUUCUCAUCACGUCUGGAGGCGCGAAGAUCCUGACCAAACUGCCCCACGAGGCCUGAGAGGCUGCCCGAAGGUCGCAGAGGCCCGGCUCCGUUUUUCUCAAUUUUUGAAAUACAGCUAGAGAACUUUUAGAAGAAACAGGAGCAGCAGGUCACGCAGCAUCCCGCCUCACACCUAAUAUCAUUUUGGAAAAAAGGCGGUGGGGACUAGGAGCAUUUGGAACUCAGACCCGAAAACGUGCCUGGGGCCCUGCGGCUUUGAAAGACCGGUCGGGGUCCCGGACUCAGCUUCUCCAAGCGGGAAACGCAUCUGGAGAGGAACGCGGACGCAGUCGUUUGGGAGAGGAGAGAUUCUGGAAGCAGUUUUCCCUUUUUCUUGUCCAGAAUUUGCUCCAAUGAAAAACCUCUUAAACUCA